Molecule: messenger RNA, 773 nt
Organism: Orussus abietinus
Lineage: Eukaryota; Metazoa; Arthropoda; Insecta; Hymenoptera; Orussidae
Product: cysteine-rich motor neuron 1 protein
Exons: 6
Coding region: 156-773 (205 amino acids)
Biological process (GO): regulation of cell growth; regulation of signal transduction
Cellular component (GO): extracellular region
Molecular function (GO): insulin-like growth factor binding
Source: RefSeq, a predicted model, not a curated record
UGGAAACCGUGCGCCUCGCGUUAACUCGUUCACCCGCAGCCUUCUGCCCUCCGACCGUAUCUCCGAGCGGCGCGAUGCGUGGGCUCCGGACGUGAUAUGAGAUAACACACAAGUAGGAUAGAAGAGGCAACUGCGGCUGCUUAACAAGAUUGAAAAUGAGAGUCCCCCUGAUUCUGUUGGGAGGAAUCGUGGUACUUUCGGUCGCGGUGGCGAGGGCUUUGUCGUGCGUGUGUGCGCCCCUGGAAUGUGAUUUCCUCACCGAGGAGGACUGCCCCGGAGGACUCACCUGGGAUCCCUGCAAGUGCUGCAAGGUGUGCGCGAGGGUCGAGGGCGAGCCUUGCGGGGGCCUCUUCGGGUUCUCCGGAAGCUGCGCCGUCGGUCUCCAGUGCGUCAUUAAGAACCUGCUGGACCACGCGCGAGAAGUCGACGAGGGCAUCUGCACGAAGAUCCCUGGAAGAUGGAGGAGGCACUGUCCCCAUGGCCCGAAGACUAAGUCGGGAUGCGACCUGGUGAGCGACGGCGUCGGAGGAGGAAGCGGAAACGCAGUGGACAGUGGAAAGUGCGUGUGCGGUCCUCCGGUUCUUUGGUGUCAGGAUGAACCAGAACCUUAUACUUACAAGACGAAACGCGAGUGCGAGCUGAAUCUGAGGGCCAAGAUUGCAUACGACGACAUCUUCAAUUCCCUGGACAAGGCGACCCUGAAUGAGCAAACGAUCAUCUCCCUGGUUAACUUCACCGUGAUAACUCGAAUCUCACUAUCGGAGUUCGACUGA